CGCGCGCUGCUGCUCAGAGUUGAUGUGGAACCACUUUAAAACAGAGCAGUCUGCAUUUUAUCAAUGGCCAGCAGCAGUUAAUACGGUAACUUCAUAACUCAGUCUGCCUGCAGCUCACGGAGUGAACAGCUAAAUUAGUUUAUGGAGACUUCCGGGUUCAGUUAGCAAUGCGAAAACAAUGCAAAUUGUUAUACAAACAUUCAGGUUAAUCACAAAUAUUUUUCAUAACAUAAAGUAACAGCAAAAUACCCCGAACGAAACCUCCCAGUUCGGAAUGCUGGAGCUAUUAAAACCUUUGUGGAAGAUAUUUAAAAGAUUUACGAGGCGUUACAGCAGAGUGACGUUACCCGAUGCCAUCCCGGCUGUCACCGCUGCCAUGGCCUGAGAUCUUUGUGUACUGGCUGCUCUCUUUGGGCUCUCAUUUUUACUCUUUUUACCAGCUGCACAAGUUCUCCAAAGAGCAUGAAGCUGGUUUACAGAGAGAGUUCCAGUUGGAAAAUGGCCUUUUUAAGGGCUUCAAAAGGGACCCGUCUGACUUUGAGUGGAGUUUCUGGACUGAGUGGGCCAAAAAGUCUUUGCUGUGGACUCUAGUCGGUCAUGGCGUAUUAUCAAGAUUGGCGGCCAUUUUUCACCCCAAGCUUAAGGUGCUUGCGCUCACAGUGUUCGACUUCUUGGCAGCCAGCAGCUUGCUGGGCUUUAAGGGUGUGGGGGUUCUGCUGCUACAGCUGUCCGUUGCCUUCUCAGUGGCCCAGCUGCGAAAGCCUUCUCUGACGUGGAUCGCUAACCUUCUGCUGCUUUCCACAAUUCACAUUCAGCCACUGCAACACAUCCAGAGAGGCUGGUACAGCACAGAGGAGGAGUACUACCUGCUACUUUUCAGCAUUGCCGUCUGUGGCCUGCGAUUCAUCAGCUUCAGCCUGGAGCACUGCUGGAGCCCUUUAGAGUGCGGUCGAGUCGCGCAGCUCUUCUGGCUGUUUUCAUACACCUUCUAUCAUCCUUUCUUCUACAAUGGACCCAUUAUCACUUUCAAAGCCUACUCUGAGCAGAUGAGGAAGUCAGUCGACGAGAACAGCGGGCAGGAAUCUGUCUUUGGCUAUGUGCUGGUCAGAUCAGCCCGGGUCAUUCUGUGGUGGAUCCUGGCAGAAUACAUGAUCCACGUCAUGUACAUGCACUCCAUCCACUCCAAUGAGACCUAUGUAGAAAUGCUUCCUCCCUGGGCUUUGGAACUUGAAGUGAUUUCAGCUCCGUGUCUCCUGUCUGCCCCAGGCGGUCUGGCUCUGGCUCUCGUCCAGUUCUUCUACGUGAAGUAUCUGGUGCUGUUCGGGCUUCCGUCCAUGCUCGCCACUUUGGACGGCCUGGUCCCGCCGAAGCUCCCGCGCUGCGUCAGCAUCAUGCACAGCUUCACGGGGAUGUGGAGGUACUUUGACGAGGGGCUGUAUCGAUGGCUCAUCAGAUGCGAGAUGAUACCCGUGACACAAUACCUCCACGGUUCCUCUUCUGAAGACAUUUUAAUGCAGCUCCAAAAAAAUUCUGCCGAUGUCGUCUGAAGAGGGCUGGAUGAGCGUGUAGGUGUUAAACGACGAGCUCCACAUGAGUCACUGGCACCUCGUCUCCCUGGGCAGCUAAGUGCCUCAUUCUUUGCCAUUGCAUUAUGCUUUCCAGGCCUCUGUGCCACCAGGUAUCAAGUACAGCUGAAAAAAAAAAGAAAAAAAAAUUAAGCUCCUCAGGGGUGAUUGAUUGAGUUAUUACAUUUGCAACAGAGGACGGACAUUUGAUCCUGCAAAUAAUAUAUAUUUUUGUAAAUAUUUAUAUUGGACUGUAGGUUAAGAGGUCAACUGUUAGAAGUUGAGCAAUAAAAUAAAUCACAAAUAACCAUUUGUGAUUUAUUUUUCACUUUACCCGUUUCUAAACCAAGUAUGUCAUCUGAGAAUCUGAUUAAACAGCUCUAGAGUUUUUUAGGCUCCUUUUUCUUUGCCACAUGUGAACAAAAGCCAUCAUAAAGGACUUGAAAUGCAGAAACUUUUCAGAACAAAAUAUAAACAAAAAUGGUUAUAAUUCACUGCAUUUGUUGGUAACAAAUGGUACAGUAGAAAUAUCAUAUUGUCUUUUCCUGGGUGUUCAUGUGACAAGUUGUAGUUGAUUAGUACAAAAGAUGUCAAAAUUUCUACAAACUUCCUCAUUUAAAGGGACAGCAUUAUGUAUUUUCCAGGCAUGUAGUGCCAUUUUAAAGCGCAAUCAAGUGACUGUGUUGCCUUCAGUUGUUGUAAAAACGCUGCACAUAUCAAACAUGACUUAAUAGAAAUUUGACUCCUUAAAAUUGGGUCUCUGUCUCUUUAAGAAGCUCCUUCUCUUUCUGAUUCUCCGCCUUCAGCAGUGCUUCUCAUUAUACCGUUUACAGCUGUUCUUAGGAGCAUUGCACUAAGUAGUUUAUGUGGUGAGCUCAGCAGAUGUUUGCUAAUUGUCGCGCUCCAGGUGAGGGAAUAACAUUUUAAUAUGUUGAAAGGCUCAAAAAAGUAGAUUGUUACAGAAUACUGCCCCUUUAAAUAAAAAAUAAAAUACAAUACAUAUAAUAAAGCUGUGCAGGUCAAUGACAAUCCCUAAAAGUCAUAGAAAGACACUGAUUUACUUGCAUAAAAAUCUAACCUCCUUUCUUUUCUGGGUUACAUCAAAACAAACCGUCCCCUCUAGUUUGGGAGAGCCAAGCGGUGUCACCUCCUCUCAGGGCCUGCGGACCUGUCAGUCAGCCGAGGCUGUGGUCUCCUUAAAGAGUACAUGGAGAAGCAGACAUUUGUGGGUCAGGUUUUUCUGCCCCAUUGCUCCAUAAUAUUUCACAGUUCACCAGCUGGGAAAUAUUGGCCUCGCAGCGUGAACCUCAUUUCUAAUAAAACGCUGAGAAGCACACCGAAAACAAACUAAUACAAAUCUAAACGGUACUAGAUAAAGACAUUAUAUGAUAUUUAUGAGAAUGAUGAUUCAACAUGGGAAAAGUUGUUAAAAGGCUAAAUAGGUAAUAGCUGAUAUGAAUUUGAAAUUGAACUUUGUUGCUGAAACCAAUAAACAUGGAAAAUAAAAACUAACGUGACCCACCAUACCGACUGCUGAAACUUUAGUUUUUAGUGUUUAUACCAGCAUUUACUAAUGUGAACCGAAGCCUCUUAUUCUGAAUGCCUCUUAUCUUCUGCUAUCUUCUAUUAAUAAUCUGAUACGUCUUAUCCUGAAUUUCCCCACGGUUGGUCUAAAAAAGGAUAUCUCUAUUAUUAAUGAAGCGUCGACUGUUUUAACGGCAAAUCCUCCGAGUGCGGCCGCACAUCACUGGUCUGGUUCUCUUCUUCCUCUGUGUUUAGUCUGAUGAUAUUCGCCGACGCUGUAGUCCAGAGCAACGGUGACAUGUUCUAGUGCAGCACACCACUUUACCUGCGACCGGACAAUAUAAAUACUAUUCGUGUCUUGUUUAAAACGAGGUCAGGCCUGGUUUAAGCAUGCGCUGACAUUUCUCUGGGUAGCCUUGUGAAGCCAGAGUUCCCCAUUUUAAGGCUUGUAGCAACAGCAGAAGCAAGAAAAACACUUUUUCACAGAACUGUAUAGACAGUGACUCCAAACCAGACUGGGGUGUACUCAAAUGGUUUUAGUUAUUUUAUUACAGAGUAACUCAAAUACUGUUUUUCUUCUGGAGAGCAGACGGAAGGAAAUUGUAGGAUAGCCCU
Poecilia reticulata (guppy) is the source of this 3704-nucleotide messenger RNA. It is a transcript of the gene hhat, whose product is annotated as hedgehog acyltransferase. The record is from RefSeq and is a predicted model, not a curated record. Gene Ontology annotation, cellular component: endoplasmic reticulum. Gene Ontology annotation, biological process: protein palmitoylation. Lineage: Eukaryota; Metazoa; Chordata; Actinopteri; Cyprinodontiformes; Poeciliidae. Gene Ontology annotation, molecular function: palmitoyltransferase activity.